Ogataea angusta is the source of this 11913-nucleotide messenger RNA. RefSeq lists its product as uncharacterized. Gene Ontology annotation, biological process: microtubule-based movement. Gene Ontology annotation, molecular function: ATP hydrolysis activity; dynein light intermediate chain binding; ATP binding. NCBI's taxonomy places the organism in Eukaryota, Fungi, Ascomycota, Pichiomycetes, Pichiales, Pichiaceae. Gene Ontology annotation, cellular component: dynein complex. The transcript is spliced from 2 exons. The record is from RefSeq and is a predicted model, not a curated record. The coding region runs from base 1 to 11913 and encodes 3970 amino acids.
AUGAUGGAUACAAUACAAUAUACCGUUUUUGAGUUUCGUAGAAAUCCUCCGUGGCGUAGCAGCACUGCCCGACUGGAGACAGAGAAGCUGGCAGAUCUUGCCCAGUCGGCGUCCAUUGUGGUUUUUCUCAAGCAAAGGGGCCCGCUGCUCGCCAGCCUGCCGUGCUCAGAUCAGAUCUUUGUGGCCAAGCUUCCCCUGAGGUCUCCGCCGCGACAGAACUUUGAGUAUCUGGAGUCGCUGUUGCAGUUCGGCAUUGCUCCGUACUUUUCGGUGCUCACGUCAGCCGCCACCUCGCAGUCCGUGGCUUCUACACAGAAAAAGAUCUCCGAGCUUACCCUUUCGUUCCAGCAUCUGCAGCAGACGAUCCAGAUCCCGAAUCUCGCCACCACCGCGCAUCCGGCCAUUUUGCAUGCGGUGCAGCAAAACCAGCAUCUCGCCUCGGUCUCGAUCGACGUUCUCGACGAGCACACCAAAACAGACUCCAAGAUCCUCAACGAGAUGCAGGCGAUCGUGAACGAGUGGGUGAAACAGGUCCAGAACGUUGCCCAGCUGAGCCACGAGCCUUCCGACGGACCCACGCUGGCAGAAGUGAAUUUCUGGGCCUCUAAGGAGACGGCUCUGCUGUCUAUUCAGGAACAGCUAAAAAGCCCGGAAAUUCAGCUCACCCUCGACGUUUUGCGCUCUGCAAAGAGAUACCACGCCACAGUGACGUUUUCAGACACUGGCAUCAGAGACGCACUGAAUCUGGCCGCUAAAUACAACCAGCUGCUCAAAGAUCUCCCCGUCAACGAUCUUUUAUCCGCACAAUCGCUGGACAAAGUCGGCGAGGCCGUUUCUGCCAUCUUUGAGCACUUGCGCAAACUCCGGGUGACCAUGUAUCCGAUCCAGCGAGCAAUCGAGCUCUGUCAGACCAUCGUCGAGGACAUUAUGCACAAACUGAUUGGUAUCCUACACAAUGCAAAGGUGAUGGAGCUAGCGUAUGCCGAUUUCAAGCUUAUAAGCGAUCAAGUUGACAAUCUACUGGGGAAUCUCGAUGAGUGUAUCAAAGACUUCACCACAAUGGCUCGUGAGUUGCUUCGAAAAAGAUCAGACAAAUUCAUUGCCGUGAGGAUUGUGGUCCCGAGCGAGCUGAAAGAAGCCGUCUCGAAAGCUGCUGAGUUCAGGUCCCAGCAUGAAGAGUUGAAAGAAAUUGUGUCAAACCUGGUCAAAGCCACAAGGGUGACUGAAUACCUGGAAGAAGUUGACUAUGCUUAUAGUGCUGUGGAGACUGCCAGUCCCCUUGACAUGGGAACAGAAGGCCAGAGAGCAUGGACACAGGUAGAGAGGACGUACCAAAAGAGAGUGAAUGCGCUGGAAGAUAAGCUGAUUGCGUUUCUACGCCAAACGCUCCAGGCAAUUUCGGCUCCAAACGAGAUUUUUACGAUAUUUGAGCAGUACUCAUUUUUGCUUAGACGACCCAACAUCAGAGCCGCGAUAUUUGACCACCAGCAUGAGCUAUUGCAGGUGAUUCAGGACGAUCUAGUGUCCCUCCAGCAGGAGUUCAAACGACAGAAAAGCACACAGAAAAUGCUCCAGCUUCGAGACGUUCCGCGCUUCAGCAGCAUGAUUGCCUGGAUCAGCCAAGCAAGGUACAAAAUUGAGUUUCUGGUUACGCGCAUGGAACUGGUUUUGACAAAAGACUGGGCAAAGUAUCCAGAAGGCGCAAAAAUCGAGAAUGAAAUGAAGUUGCUCAUGGAGAAGCUGGACCUGGACAAGUGCUACCGCGAUUGGCUAUCCUCUUUCAAGCAAAAUAUCAAAGAUACAACUGUGAAACAGAAAAUACUCAAGAUAGAGCGCACAGAGUCCAAGGAACUCAGAGUUAAAGUCAACUUGACACCUGCUGACGCAGAGCUAUUCAAGGAAGUCAACUUGCUCCAAAUAAUGGGCUUUGAAAUUCCCCGUAACGUCGCCUCUCUUGCCCAUACUUUGGAGACCAUAUACCCCAUUGCAACAAGUCUCAACAAUUCAGUGAUCAAUCUCGAGUCUAUUUUGCAACAGGUCGAUCAGUUGGGAGAGCUCAAAGUACUGCUUCAGCCGUACCUAAACACCAUUUUCGAAGGCAUCAGAUUUCUUUCACAGUCUGAAUGGAUUGCGCUGGAAAAUGCGCAAGUCUUAAUUGAUUCAGGUCUAACGAAUCUCGAUGAGGUGAAGGUUUGCGAAGAAGCUGAGAAAUUCCAGUCUCAAAUUCAGACUCUCUUGCAAAAGUUUGAGUUUUUGGAAUUAUCAAGAGAACAGAUCAAAGCUAUUCUUAAUGACUUGACAACAUGCAACUACACCGAGGACGGGUUCCGGCGCAACAUCGACGCGUUGCAACGAGAUGUCAACAAGUUUGCGCUACAAGGAUUUACAAAUAUCGAGGAGUUUACCAGUGCCAUGAAUUUCGCAGUCGAGGACAUCCUUGUUCAUAGAUGCCAGUCUGAGUUGGCACUUUGGAAGGCAAGAUUAUAUGGCAUGGAGGGAGCCAUCCCGGAUAAAAUCCACACAAUAGUUAUGCAGGACUUUAAGCUUUCUGUUCGUCCUCCUUUGGAACUUUCCAAUAUGUCAAUUGUUGCGGAUCUCAAUAAGUGCUUGAACAUUGUCACCGGCCAACACCGAUUAACCUCUGGCCAAUUUGACGUCUCCAUUGAUCAAAGCCCCAACUCGUUCUCUAAUCUACAAAGCAUGCUCCAAAGGCCCUAUUUCGAAUGUGUUGAGGAGCUUGGCCACGUUAUGGUCUCGGCCACAAGUCUGGUGGGUAAAUGGCUUCAGCUGCAAUCGCUGUGGAGCAUUGAAUUUGAAGAUUUGAAAAAAGCCUUUGGCACCAAUCUCUCACAAUGGCGUGAUGCGCUUCUUGACGUGAAGAACCUCAAGGAAGCUUUUGACACCGUGGAGACGUUCACCAAAAUUGGGCCGAUCAAACUGGAGUACGAGCAUGCCCAGAGGAAGGUGAGCGCUCAUUACAACACAUGGCAGCGAAAUAUACUGGACGUCCUUACACAGCUAGUCUCGAAACAAAUCAGCUGCACUCUGGAAGAAAUCAGAGCCCAACGGAGAGCAGUUGAAACAGCUCCGGUUGAUUUCGGCUCCGCAAAAGCAGUCAUAGCUCUCGUGGACCUUCUCUACCAGACAAGGAAUUAUGUUCAGGAGGGCUCCACCAAACUUCAAACGAUAGACUCUUGCAAUCAUCUUUUGAUCCUUUUCCGCGUCAAGUUCGGGCACGAUUGGGUUCAUUAUGAGCAGCUUCAAAAAGCUUUCUUUUCCCUAAGCAGUUUGGUAGAUGCAAAAAUCCAGCUGGUUCUAUCAAACAUGGCUACGGUUGUCAGCACAGUGGAAAAAGAAGCCUCUAAGCUCAAGGAGUCCAUUGACUCCCUGACUAAUCAAUGGGACAAUGACAAACCACUGGGGAAGAAGCUUGAGCCAGAGGUGGCUCUUUCGUCAUUGAGUGGGUUUGAGAAAGCCUGCCAGAGGCUGCUCAAGGAACGGUCAAAGCUUCUGAAUGCCUCCAAGGUUCUUGAUCUCCAACUGCUUAUAAAAGAUACGUUAUCAUCUGUUCUAGAAGAAAUUGGGGACCUAAGGAGGUUCUGGUCGAUUAUCGACGGACUACAAGUUUCUUUAACAGAAUUACGCUCCCAGGAAUGGUCGUCUGUCACCAUCUCUUCUCUUCGAAAAUUGUUGGAAGACAUUUUAGCGCGUUCUAGGGCCCAGCCGGCUGCCAUAAGACAGUACUCUGCUUUUGAGGAAUUUCAAGGAAAACUCAAGUCUUACAUCAAAGCACUGCCAAUUAUUGGAGGACUACGCUCUGACGCGAUCAAUGACCGUCACUGGACUGAGAUAUUUAAAGAGCACACUCUCAAAGAGCCACCGGCCAAGAUGACUCUGGGCCACGUCCUGGAUUUGGAUCUUGCUGCAAACGAGAAAUAUUUCAAGUCAGCGAUACACAAGGCGCAAGGAGAAAAGAACCUGGAGAAAUCUAUCAAUAAUAUACAGAAGAACUGGGAACAGCUCUCUUUCCAGUUGUUCCAGUUCAACGAUGAGUUCAGGCUGAUCAAAGGCUGGGAUACCUUGUUCCAGACCAUUACAGAGGAUCUCAACACUCUGUGGUCGAUGAAAAUGUCGCCGUACUACUCUGCAUUUGAGAAAUCAAUCAAUCAGCUCGAGGAGAAACUGUCCGACGUGCAAUCGGUUUUGGAUAUGUGGAUUGACGUACAGCGCCAAUGGAUAUAUCUGUCUGGUGUGUUUGAAAAGAACGAUGAAAUAAAGAAGCUGCUACCAUUAGAGUCAAACAGAUUUUACAACACAUCUGCUGAGUUUCACUCGCUGAUGAGGAAGGUGUACAAAUCUGUGCUGGUGGCUGAGGUGAGCAACAUUCCGAACGUCAAGCAAGUUCUGUCCAAGAUUUUCGAAACUCUGGAGAAGAUCAAGAAGUCCUUGAUAGGGUAUCUGGAAAAGCAGAGGGACAUUUUUCCUCGCUUCUAUUUCAUUGGUAAUGAAGAGCUGCUUGAGAUCGUUGGCAAUUCGACCAACAUUCCUCUGAUUUCAACAUAUCUACAAAAAAUGUUUACUGGAAUAGCGGGCACGCUCUACAAUCCAGAGGUGUCCAAGAUUGAAGGUAUUAUUUCGCCAGAAGGGGAGAAGGUUAUUUUGAACUCACCGGUCUCCUUGGUUGCUCAUCCGUCUCUCACAGAAUGGCUACGUGAGCUGGAAACAGAAACCAAACGAACUUUAGCUCAUUUGUUGCAACGUUCGCUGAAACAGCUAUUCACCGUUUGGGACUCAGAUGCUUUAAAAAGAAGUCUUGUUCAAUGGAUUGAAGAGUAUCCGAACCAGAUCCUGAUUCUCUCAUUGCAGGUGUUUUGGACGCAGCUGGUGGAAUCCACUGCUGAUCAAAGAACUUGUGUGGAAAAAUACAGCGAAGUUCUUUCAAUCUUUGCAGAACUCAUACUCCAAGAUUUGUCGUCCUUGCAACGAAGAAAGUACGAAAACCUAAUUAUUGAGCUUGUGCACCAACGCGACAUUUUAGCGCGACAAAAAGGGAAGAACUUGAAGUCCUACGACUGGCUGUCACAGCAGCGCUACUACUUACUAGAGACAGACAACGUGCUUGAGUCUGUGGUGGUGAAACAAGGCAACUGGGCGGCGCACUAUGGAUUUGAGUAUCUCGGAGCUCCUUCCCGUCUUGUCUACACUCCGCUGAUGGACACCUGCCACCUUGCUAUGACCGAGGCAUUGAACGAAAGGUUAGGAGGCUCUCUUGUUGGACCUGCAGGUACAGGAAAAACCGAGUCUAUCAAAGCCCUAGGACAAAACUUGGGAGUGAUGGUGCUGGUUUUCUGUUGUGACGAGACGUUUGAUUUUCAAAGUGUCAGCAGGAUCCUGAUUGGUAUCUGUCGUGUAGGCUCGUGGUGUUGUUUUGAUGAGUUCAAUCGACUGGACAAGAGAAUGCUUUCUGCCAUUUCCACGCAGAUUGAAAAGAUUGAGACUGCUUUGGGAGCUGACGACGGCGUGGAAAUUGAGAUUCUGGGCAAGAAGUUUCAGGUGGCGGCAGGAUCAGGUGUGUUUAUCACCAGCAACCCAAACUAUGCCGGAAGAUCUGCGCUUCCGGACAACUUGAAGACCAAAUACCGUACUUUUGCCGUUGUGAAGCCAGACGAGAGCAUCAUUUGCGAGGUGAUAUUGAUAUCUCAGGGUUUCAACUCUGCCAAGAGAUUAGGCGAGCAAGUGGUGGAUUUCUUCAGGAGGCUGGCAUCGAGCUGUUCAAACCAGCCUCACUACGAUUUUGGACUGCGUGCCUUGAAAAGCACACUGGCAAGAUGCGGCGGGUUCCGUAGAGCGCUCAGAGAGCAGUCGGUUGAUUCCGAGAUGGAGAGCAAAAUUGUCGUCCACAGCUUGAACACGGUCACUCUGCCCAAGCUCCUCGUUCAGGACGAGCCUUUUUUCGCCGAACAUAUCGGUGUAUUUGGCUGUGACGAAGGUCUGGAGACAGCAGCUGACGAGCUCGUUCCACAUCUGAAGGAGAUUGCUGCCGAGAAAGGACUGGCAGCAUCCUCGUCAUGGCUGAAGAAAGCUAUACAAGUUUUUGAGAUACAGCGGUCGCAUCAUGGAUUUAUGAUGGUCGGAGACGCCGGAUGCGGCAAGACCAUGCUCUUUGAGUGUCUUUUGGAGGCCAUGAGGCGAUUAACGGGGGUUGAGAACUCCGUGUACACCAUUGACCCUAAGGUCUUGGGAAAAGAACCAUUGUAUGGCUCGUUGGACUAUGCAACAAGAGAAUGGACUGACGGUGUCUUCAGUACGAUUUUGCGGCGCGUGGAACUGAAUCUGCGUCGGGAAAAAUCCAAGAACAUCUGGAUCGUCUUUGACGGGGACGUCGACCCUCAGUGGGUCGAAAACCUCAACAGUGUUCUCGACGACAACAAAAUCCUAACUCUGCCCAGCGGAGAGCGGAUUCCUUUGCCAGAAAACGUGAGGAUUGUGUUUGAGGUCGAGAAUCUGAACUUUGCCACUCCAGCCACGGUCAGUCGGUGUGGAAUUGUUUCGUUUGGAAACCUGCUUUUCGGCUUUGAGGACUAUUAUGCCAGUCUCAUGUGCUCGUUCCGCAAUCAGUCACUUGAAAACGAAAUGGCCGGAAACGUUCUGGCUGGCUCAGUGGACGCCAUCAAGCAGAAGUUUGCCGACGACGUGCAGGAACUGCUUCCCGCAUCUGUGCUUCAGCAGGUAUGGCUGGAGACGAAGAGCUAUGCUCACGUGAUGGACCGCGGUUUGAGCAUGCUUGACACCUUUUUCGGCUUGAUGUCACAGAGACUGGAGAAACUGGCCAUGCAAGCUACCGUUCUCCAUGCGGACACUGUUCCAUACGUUGCCCGCUCAAUUCUGCAUUCGCUGAUAUGGUCCUUUGCCGGAGAUUUGACAUUGGAGAGCAGGGAGAAAUUCUGCAGCUAUGUGCAGACCUUACCUGGGCUGGCGCGGUUCAGUGCACCAAACAUGCUCUACUCCGACAUCUCAAUGGCUGACUACAAUUGGUCGCCCUGUGAAGUUGAAGGGUGCGACCUGGAGCCUCACAUGAUCACAAGACCAGACAUCGUCAUUCCAACGCUGGACACCAGCGUCCACGAGAACCUUAUUUUUUCGCUCGUGAGAAAACACGAAACCGUGAUACUCUGCGGUCCUCCCGGCUCCGGAAAGACGAUGACGCUGAUGGCUGCGCUUAGAAAGUCGCACCAAUACAUUUUUGUUGGCGUGAACUUCUCCAAGGACACAACGCCAGAACUGGUCGUGAGGGCCCUGGAGCAGCACUGUGUCUAUCAAAACAGCCCAACAGGGCUCAAGCUCGUUCCUGCCGUGGCCGAGAAAUGGGUGGUUCUAUUCUGUGACGAAAUCAACCUUCCUGCCUUCGACGAGUAUGGCUCGCAGACAACUAUAUCGUUUUUGCGACAACUGGUGGAGAAAAACGGAUUUUGGAGGAAGAAGGACGGGGCCUGGGUCAGUCUCGGAAACAUCCAGCUUGUUGGAGCCUGCAACCCGCCUACGGAUCCCGGAAGAAACGUUUUGAACGGCAGGUUCCUGAGACGUUGUUCUGUGAUCAUGGUGGACUAUCCUGGUACACAGUCACUGAACCAAAUCUACUCUACAUUCAACAAAGCGCUGCUCAAGUGUGUUCCUGAUCUACGAGGAUACGUGCAAUCGCUGACCGACUCGAUGAUCCAGGUUUACAGCUCGUCCAAAACGCAUUUCACACACAGAGCACACUACAUAUACUCCCCAAGAGAGCUGACUCGUUGGGUCCGUGGUAUUUACGAGGCGGUGAGAUCCUCAACACAGCUUUCUUUGGAAGGUCUUCUCCGCAUAUGGGCCCAUGAAGCGCUGAGACUGUUCUCUGACCGUUUGAUCACACAGGAGGAAAGAAAUUGGACCUAUGAGAUGAUCAAAUCGACACUCACUAGAAACUUCCCGUACAUUGACAUACAAAGCUCACUGGAGAUGCCAAUUCUGUAUUCCGGCUGGCUGUCGUACGACUACAGCCCUGUUUCCGAAAAGGAGCUUGGUGCGUUCCUCGAUCAGCGACUAAAAGUUUUCAGCGAGGAGGAAACAAACGCUUCUCUCGUGCUCUAUCCGGACUUGCUAGACCAUGUGUUGCGCAUAGAUCGUGUCCUCAAAAAUCCCCAAGGCCACAUGAUUCUUGUGGGUCCAAGUGGCAGCGGCAAGACCACGCUUACUAAGUUUGUCGCAUGGAUCAACGGACUCUCCAUCCACCAGCUGAGUGUUUCCCGGAAAUACACUUUGGCGGAAUUCGAUGCGACCUUGCGGGAACUUCUUCGACGGGCAGCCGACGGCGACAAGUUAUGUUUCAUUAUGGACGAGUCUGCUAUUCUGGAGACCGCGUUUCUGGAGAGAAUGAACACUCUUCUUGCCAACGCAGAGGUUCCUGGACUAUUUGAAGGAGAAGAUUACAACACACUGAUGACUCUUUGUUCACAGAAGUCUCAAGAGCAAGGGCUUUUUUUAGACUCCGACGCGGAACUGUACACCUGGUUCACCGAGCAGGUGGCCAAGAACCUUCAUGUGGUGUUCACAAUUACAGACCCUUACUCGUCAAAUGCUCCGCCUCUCAUUUCGUCUCCGGCGUUGUUUAAUAGAUGUGUGAUCAGCUGGAUGGGCGACUGGAGAACAGAGUCCCUGGAGACAGUGGCCAAAGGAUUAUUGGCUGUUCUGCCGAUUAAUAAUUCACAGUACCACGCGCCUCCUGGAGUGGACGUGGCUGGACUGCGUGAUGCCGUCGUGAAUGUUCUGGUGUCUAUACACAGUGGAUUCAAAAACAGGAGCCCUACUCCUAAUGAGUUUUUCAGUCUGGUUAAUAAUUUCAUCAGUUCGUUCAAACAGAAAGAAACCGAGCUUCAAGAGCACCAAUCGCACAUCAAUGUUGGUCUGGACAGGCUUAGAGAGACAUUCCUCGAAGUCAAGAAGCUGAACGAAAGUUUGUCUAUUAAAAAGACACAGUUGGACAACAAAAAUAAGGAGGCAAGAGAAAUGCUCGACAAGAUGAUCACCGAUCAGAACGAGGCAGAGCGCAAACAGGAAGCGUCGAUCGAGAUCCACAAACGGUUUGCCGAGCAGGAACGCAUUAUUAGCGACCGUCGGAACGUCGUUCUUGAAGACCUCAGAAAUGUGGAGCCUCUGAUUUUAGAGGCACAAAAGGGAGUCAAAAAUAUCAAGAAACAGCACCUCACAGAGCUCCGUUCGAUGAACAAUCCUCCUGAGGCAGUGAAGAUGACCCUUGAGUCUGUGUGCAUUCUUUUGGGAUACGACGUGAACACGUGGCGAGAUGUCCAGCUCAUAAUUAGAAGAGACGACUUUAUUGCAAGCAUUGUUGGGUUCGACAGCGAAGUGCAUCUUACCAAGGAGUUGGCGGACUUUAUGGAACGCGAAUUUAUCUCAAGACCAGGGUACAAUUUUGAGGCAGUUAACCGGGCCAGUAAAGCUUGUGGACCGCUCUUACUUUGGGUGGAAGCUCAACUUAGAUAUGCUUCUGUUGUUGAGAAGGUUCAGCCUCUGAGGAACGAAGUGCGCGUGCUGGAAAACGAGCUUAUUGAUACCAAGGCUAAAUUGAUAGCGAUCGAUGGAAUGAUCAACGACUUGCAGGAGAGCAUUGAAGUUUACAAGGAAAAGUACAGCGAGACUAUUCGUGAAAGCGAGAAAAUCAAGGCCGAGAUGCAAGACGUGGAAACCAAAGUUGGACGUAGCACGUUACUUUUGGAGAGCUUGCGAGAGGAGAAAGUCAGAUGGGAGGCAAGUGUGGUGACGUUCCAGGGCCAGCGAGAGUGUCUUGUUGGUAACACUCUUUUGGGAGCAGCCUACACGUCAUAUCUGGGACGCUACAACGAGCUCGAACGACGUGAGUAUUUAGAGCUCUGGAAGACGGAGCUCGCCAAAUACGCAAUUCCAUUCGACACAACGUUUAAUUACCGCGCGUCGAGUUUGAAGCCUGACCAGGAGCUUACUUGGCAAACUAAUGGUCUUCCAAACGAUGAGCUUUUCAUCGGGAACACCAUGAUGAUGUCUGCAGACAAGAGGUUUGCGUUCCUUAUCGACCCAUCGGGCUUGAUGGUUGACUUCAUGGAGAAACACUACCAGGACAUUGUGGUAACCAGCUUUUUGGACGACGGGUAUGUGAAGCUACUCGAGAAUUGCAUAAGAUUUGGAGGCUCUAUUCUCAUUCGCGACGGUGAACACUACGAUCCGAUUAUCAGCCGCGUGAUUGCCAGAGACGUUGAAACAUCCGGUGGGCGCAGUCUUGUCAAGCUUGGAUCAAGGGAGAUUGAUCUUUCUCCUAAUUUCCAUCUUUUCGUGCACACCAAAGACGCGUCUGCUUAUAUUCCGCCAUAUUUGGAAGCACGGAUGAAUGUUCUCAAUUAUACCUUUACCAGCAGUUCCCUCGUGAACCAGGCGCUAAACAUGACUCUCAACAGUGAGCAGCCAUCGCUCGAGCAGCAGCUGGUCGAGCUUUCUAAGCUCAAUGGUGAAUAUAAGGAGUCGUUAUACAACCUGGAAAACGAUCUCCUGUUGAGCUUGAGCGACACUCGAGUGAGCAUCCUGGAGAACGACGAGCUCGUCAACAAGCUUGAGUCGAUCAAACAUCAGGCUGCAUCCAUCAAGACCAAGCUAUCGCGGUCGUCAGAAGUCCUGGACCAGGUGAAGCAGGUGAGAGACAAGUAUACGAUUCUUGGUGAAGCUUUCUGCAACGUACAACUUCUUCUUGACCGUCUCUGGAAACUCAACAGAAUCUACCAAUUUGCUUCCGUCGAUCUCGUUGUGAUAUUCAAGAAGAUGCUGAUGCAGAACAAAGGGCGCCCCGUUUCUGAAAUGGUGAAAGCUUUCGGCAAGGAGGCGUACUCAUCACUGUCCAGCUCGCUGCUGCAAGAAGACCGCGCUAUUUUCGAAGGCCUGCUGAAGGAAUACGUUGGCGACUUUGAGCAUUCUGGUGAGUACGACAUUUCGCAGUUGCUCGAGUCAAACAAGUAUUUCAUCCUGCGCACUUCUGGCGGUUUCGAUGCAAGCUCUACCAUCCACUCCCUAGCACGGACCGCUCAACAACAUGUCGAGUCUUACUCCAUGGGAUCCAGCGAGGGAGUUGAGAUUGCGCGCAGACUUUUUGUUACUGCGCUGAAAAAAGGCAGCUGGCUUCUGAUUGAAAACGUGCACAUGGCUCCUGACUUUGUCGAGAUUAUUCCCAAGCUUCUGGAAGCAGAAAUCCACAGCGAGUUCCGCCUGUUCCUGACCAGCCAGACAGACUCGCACAUCGCCACGACGGUAGUCAAGAUGUGCAAGCAGGUCAUUCUGGAGAGCAAUCCUGGAAUACGAACGGUUCUCCAGGAGACUCUCAUCAGAGCCAACGGCGUUCUAAACCUCAGAAAAGCUCAGCAUCCAGACCACGCGAGAAUGUACGUUUUGCUGGCCUGGUUUUACGGGAUUCUCAGAGAGAGGCUGCGGUUUGUGCCUGUUGGGUUCAAGGAGCACUACGAGUUCACGCAGAGCGAUUUGUCAUCGGCCAAACAUGUGUUGGACCAGAUAAUUUCCAGGAGUAUUUCGUGGGACAUGCUGUCGAACUUGAUCGGUCGUGUUGUCUUUGGAGGAAAAGUCUCUGACACGGAGGACCUCAAAGUCAUUACCGACAUAUCUGCCCUUCUGUUCAACUCUAACGUCCUGGAUUCGCAGAGCAUUGCCGUUGACGGGUCCUCUAUCUAUCUACCGGAGUCGGACAGCGUUGACGACUGCAUCCUGUGGAUCAACUCUCUUCCAGAAAUCGAGCCUGUCAAUUGGCUUGGACUAAACACGGACGUUGAGAGGAUCGUGGAAGAAAAACAAGCGUCCAGAACCGAAGCUGAAAUACUGAAAUUAAAGUAG